GGCCGGCGCCCAUUGUCGGCAUCGGCAAGGAACAGGAUCCUUCGGCAUCCUACAUGCAAGCGCACACUGAUGGAAACUAUGCUUUGGCAUGCUGCAACGUUCUUAGGGAUGACGAGGCGUCCUUUAGCAUGCCGCACCGUCCUGUAGCUUGCCGAAGCGUCUCAAUAUCGUAUUUCUCGUCAAAACAGUUUCAGAGUUGUUACAAGCUAGUUGUGUGAGUUGUAUUUAAUAUGGUGGACUGGGAUCUAGUGCUCAUAGCAGCUCUUGCUGAAGAAGAAGAGAAAUCUAAUCAAUCAAGAAGAUUUUGGGUGAACAACCUUUGGAAGCAACGAUAUACGUCCGGUGAAUUCAACAAUUUAUUCAAUGAUUUGCGUUAUGACGUGCGAAAAUUUUAUGACUACUAUAGAAUGAGUUAUGAAAAUUUUGAAAGUCUGGUUCAUUUGCUUCGACCUUUCAUGGAGAAAAAACAAUCAAAUUUUCGCACACCUAUAUCUGUUGAAGAAAGAUUGUCUGUGUGCUUGAGGUUUUUAAUCACAGGAGUCAGUUUCAAAACUUUAGCAUUCAAUUACCGAAUGGGAUUUAGUACAGUUCGUUGUAUAGUCCAUGAAACCUGCCGUGUAAUCUGGAAUAUUCUUGGCCGUAUCGUUCUGCCAAAACCAACAACAGCACAAUGGAAGAUAAUUGCUAAAGACUUUGAUGAAAUAUGGAAUUUUCCAAAUUGUAUUGGUGCCAUAGAUGGCAAGCACUUCAAGAUACGAGCUCCAAAUAAUAGUGGAAGUAUGUAUUUUAAUUAUAAAAAAUUUUUUAGUAUCGUUCUGUUGGCUGUAGCAGAUGCUAAAUACAGAUUUGUCAUUGUCGAUGUAGGUGCUUAUGGUAGAAAUAGCGACGGUGGUAUAUUAGAUCAUUCAAAAUUGGGUUUAAAAUUGCAAAACGACACCUUAAAUAUUCCUCAAAAUGUGAGCUUACGAGGAAUAACUGAAGAAUUACCCUAUGUUUUUGUUGCUGAUGAAGCAUUUCCACUAACGAAAAAUAUAAUGAGACCGUACCCUGCGAAUCAAUUGGCAAAUAUAGAGAAAAGAGUUUUUAAUUACAGACUAAGUCGAGCAAGGCGUAUUGUGGAGAGUGCUUUUGGCAUUCUUCAAUCAAGGUUUGAAAUAUUUCAGAGGAGAAUGCAAGUACAAGCAAAAUAUAUAGAUAACAUCAUUUUAGCCUGCUGUUCUUUACAUAAUUACAUCAUUAACAAUGCAACGACGGAACUUCCAAACCCACUACAGGAAAGUGACAUUUUAGAAAGUUCCGUGGAUAACAAUGUAGUUGGCGAUACCGAUAUUAUCAUGUGCGAGGGUAUGGUCAUUAGAGAUCAAUUUAAACAAUAUUUUAACUCUGAACAUGGGUCAGUUAGUUGGCAGAAUAAUAUUGUCAAUAGAUCAUAAAAUACCAACGAUCUAUAAGUCAAUGUAAUUAAUUAUAUAUUAUAUAUACUUAUACUUAUUAUAACUCAAUAAAAAAUACAAUGUUUAUGAUGCUUACUUACGUGUUUUAUUGAAUUCUUUGGCGAUUUGCUCCCACGCAUUAUUUUUCAUGUGUUGGUCACUGUAGUGACGCGAUUUUAUAUUGUAUAAACACUCGUGUAGACGAACUAAAUUAAUUAGCUUUUCUUCCGCCAUCGUUGUUACAAGAAAAUUCGUUGUUACAGCAAACAACCGAUACACGCAGUGGUUACCUCGAUUGUGUUGUGUGUGAGUCAAAUGAUUCAAAUGGCGGAUGCCUCCCCUCGCCCCGCAGGGCAAGCUAUCCCCGAGUGGUGCCUCGGCGCCGGCGGGUACCGAAGGAUGCCGAAGGAUGCCGAAGCAUCCCGAAGCAUUCUUAAGGCUGCCGAUACAGCAGCCUCAAGCAUACCGAAGCGGUAUUUUUGUUAUUACGACCAUAUAUAAUGGAAAUUUCUACUUUAUUGUCAUUAUGUUAAUGUAUAUUGCUAUUUGCCACCUAAAAUCCUCAGUCGUGCCGAUGCCGACAAUGGGCGCCGGCCC
Pararge aegeria (speckled wood butterfly) is the source of this 2030-nucleotide messenger RNA. Its product is annotated as protein ALP1-like. The coding region runs from base 231 to 1433 and encodes 400 amino acids. The transcript is spliced from 2 exons. Lineage: Eukaryota; Metazoa; Arthropoda; Insecta; Lepidoptera; Nymphalidae. The record is from RefSeq and is a predicted model, not a curated record.